Ilyonectria robusta is the source of this 2955-nucleotide messenger RNA. RefSeq lists its product as uncharacterized. Gene Ontology annotation, cellular component: cytosol. The transcript is spliced from 4 exons. The record is from RefSeq and is a predicted model, not a curated record. Bases 1 to 2955 code for a protein of 984 amino acids. NCBI's taxonomy places the organism in Eukaryota, Fungi, Ascomycota, Sordariomycetes, Hypocreales, Nectriaceae.
AUGCCCGAGGAUUGUGUUCAGGCUGCUUACCAACCCCGCCAAAAUUUUCCGGCUUGCUCCACCAAAAAUUCCGAAUCAAACAUUCACCGACGAAAACGCUACCCUCCCGCGCUGCAUCGUACCUUUGAGAUGAGCACCAAGGACGCGAUGACACGCUUACCAGACUAUGUUACCCUGCCCGCCGACACCCUGGAUGAUGGCCCCGGCGAGACCAUCGAGGAGCGGUGCUUCUCGGCUGCCCUCAUCUGUCUUGAGGGGCACUACACCCAGGCACCUCCCAUGGGCCCUCAGACAACCACUAGGGUGAGCUCCAUGAUCUCAAAGACACUGGAGAAGACACACACACUCAGGAAAGCCCGCGAAGCGCUCUCGAGGAACGUCGCUAUAUGGAUAUGGCUCACGCGGAUAUUUGCUGCCGCCAUCCCGAGCUUGACCACCAGAUCUGUUGGGCCCCUGUCAAGCCUGAACGACCCGGAUAAGGGAGUCACCCCACAGGAAAGCACGGCUCUGAUCGUCAUGAACCAUGCAUCUAUCAAGGAAGACCUCGGGACUCUCAUCAAGCUCAUGCACAUUGCCCGGAACCUCCUCGUUAACGCCGAGCCCGAGGUACCUCAGGACAUUUGUGCCGCGGUUCAUUUCGACCAAAUGGUCUACCAGACGAUCAUCCUCUGCGUCAACGUCACAAGCAAGGGCUACGAUGGCGAAAUAUUGGAUGAGACCCAGAGGCUAAAGCUCGGCGACAUCACGGAACUAUACAAAAAGCUGCUCGUAACCUCUCUGCAGCAGGCUCAUAACUGGACCGCCAAGCAUGACCGGAACAAGAUGUCCUUUUGGUUCGAUGUACUGUUCGAUGAUGAUGGAGCACUGUCUGGAUCGGAAGAAGGCCUCGGAGACGGCUCAGGAUUCCGCCCCAACGUCGCAAAACAGCAGGUUCAGCACUGGCUCGACCGAAACUCGAAGAUGUGCGAGACUGCGAGAAACCUCUUGAAGGAUUACGCACAGAACCAAGCAGACAAGCCCCCGGGCAACCUAGCACCUAUCCGACCGUUGGCAUGGAACUGGCUCCCAGAUGGAUCCGUCGAUGUUCCGGGUGACGUAGGAGACAGUGAUGAGAAGAUCAACCCCGUCUGGAAGCCUGACGAAACGGACAGGUUUGAGCAAGACCGGGCCUACGGCCGAGUAUCUAGAGAGAUCGAUACCUGGUGGCUCCGUGCUCGCGAUCCUAACUACGAGGACUGGGUUGUUGGAAUGCCCUCUGUUGAAUUUGCCCAGAGUCGCACAGAGCACUGCCGAAACAACCUGGUGCACCGCUAUGCUCAUUCUUAUGGGGGAGAACAUUCGCCGCCACCAGGAACCGUCGAGGAGGAGCUGUCGGACCACGAACAUUGCCAUCACUGCGAGCAUGAGCAUGAACACGAUGAGCACGAGCACGAACACGACCAUGAACACGAUGAGCACGAGCACGAGCAUGACCACCACGAGCAUGACCACGAGUGUGAAUGCGAAUAUGAACACGACCAUCACCAUCACCAUCAUCACGACCAUGAUCACGAUUAUGCGCACGACUACGUGGAGGAUAUGAUGGACGAUGACGAAGCCGACGACGACGAAUCCUACGGGGAGGGCCCGCUAACUGGCUUGUUGACUGAAGUGCCAAACAUUCUGGAUCCUAAGCAAAUCGAGGCGUUGCACAUGAUUGUCAAGUCAUGUAUCUUGGACAACGCUGGGUCAGGACUCACUCGGGCAGGCGAGAACUUGCAAAAGACUCGGUGCAGAAUGUUCCUUGCUCUGGACUGCGGGAAGAGCCUGCUCCGAGAGAUGCUAGUGUUCAUUGCGGUCUGGGAGAAGGAUGAGCAAUCCCUCAUCUUCCAGGUCACCACGCAGAUAGUCGAAGCGCUCCACCACAGCGCCUUGAUCCCAUAUGCGUGGAACUCUCUCCGGAUACCCAAGGACAUCAUCUCGCCUGCCCAAACGGUCUUGCUGCGGCUUGUAAACCACAUGUUCCGAGCUCGUGUUAACAACCCAUCCUCCCAAGAGGCUAAGGAUAACACUCGAGACAUCAAACUGGUCCACUUCUUCUUCAGCUUCUUCCGGAGUCGAAUCGUCCCUGAAUGUGCGGCUCUCAUGCACCUCCAGGCUCAAAUUCGCGAGGAGAACUGUGACCCGUCAGAAUUCCCCGUGGACUCCUGGGAUAUGGAAAGGGCAAAGGACGGCCUGGCCCAGUAUCUCGACUUCCUUACGACGGUGGCCGAGAUGAUGGACACAAGGGCGAAGCUCAUCGAAUGGGAGUCCGUGUACGAUCUAAUCACAAUUCUCAGUGGACUCGAGGCUGGGGUGCCCAAGAAGCCUCUGAUUGAGCUACCCAAGCGAUCACCUCGGAGCGAGAAUGGCGGUAACCCGAUGGUCGAGCGACCGUAUGCGGCAGCAGAUGACAGCCACUCUCCAUCACCACCGCCACCACCUCUGCAAGAGCCUGCACAUAAGUUCCCAUGGUCUGGAAUUAAGGGCCAGAUCUUUACCAUUAUUGCCACGCUUCUGCAACCGCCGCCGGGUCAGAGCAGCCCUGGAAAUCCCGAUGUCCAGAUGCAGAUGGUGAAGUACAACGGAAUUGUGCCACUGCUCAACUGCUGCGCAUAUGACGACCACAAUCCCUUCGCCAAAGAGCGGGUAACGAUUUGUCUCAAGUGGUUGUUGGAUGGAUGCGAAGCGGCGAACAAUUUCUUCCGGGAGCUUGUAAACCUCGCGCCACAGCCCAAUCUCAGACCUCCUCCCGGCGGUACGACCGUAUCCACAAUAAAGGUCGAUGGAAUCGAAGGGGAGGUCAAGGUACAAGUUCGGUCGAACACUGCAGGACCGGCAGGUCAGGAUACGGAGGACAUCGUGGGCGGUACGAACAGGUUGAACCUCAAUCAACCAAGCGGCCGAGGCAGUAUUGAGGAUGAUUUUAUGGCGUGA